UUGCUGCUGGCAAACUAUGCGUUAAAUCCUCCUCUGACAAAUAGACAUCUCGUGCAUCUGCUCCACAAGAUCGCAGUAAAGCAGCACCUUCCCGGAGUUCUCUUCCAGCUACGACUUUUUCAUGUUUUUCAGACCAUUAUUGAGGAUCCUGUUGUUGGAAAACUUGACGAAUUUAAGGAGAUGUUGUGCUUCAUCAAGUACAUCCUCCGAAAGUUUUUUGCCACCUUUGAGCGCUCCCACUUGGUUGCUGUGGAGGCGCUCUUCUUGAAGUCCACCAGAGAGGCUGCCGAAGCGCACAACGGCUAUGGCACUUAUGAGAGUGGACACAAGAAGUUCCACUGGACUACUGAGUUGGACAAGGAGUUGGAUCAGCUUUUUGAGGCAUACAGAUAUGAUCCCGUCCCUAAGGGUGAAGAUUUGGUGGAUGUACUAAAGCGCAACCUAUCGGAUCCUGGGGUGACCCGACGUCAAAUCAUUAUGCGUCUGAUCUACCUAGGCAAGGUGGCCUCAGCAAAAAACCUCAAAAUGAUGACUAUUCGCUCAGGUGAGAGAGGGGUUGUUAGACGAAGUCAACGACCACCCUGGAGUGAGGAGGAGAUUAACCUACUCCAUUCGUUGUUUCUCGAGCAUAACGGUUCUUCUCAUCGAUUGGAUGAUGUGAUGACCGAGUUGAGAUUGGAGUACGAGCAGAAAGUACGCCAGGAAAACGAUGAAACGCCCGUGACGGCAGUUCUGCGAAGCCGGCGCGAAGUUAAAAAAAAGCUGAUGGAGCUGGGAUUGGUUGAGGACUUGAGUGAUUUUGGUCAUCAUAGGCGGCAGGCACGUCAAAGGCGCAAUGGAGAGAUGCAGUUAGAAACCUUGGAUGGAGGCAUAUCAAGGGUGGCAAAGGUGAAGAGGUCAUCGCACAGAAGACGAUGGCGGAGUAGGCAGCACAACUCUUCACCAGAAUUGCUCCUUGGUGCCGAUGAACGUUUCAGUGAUGAGGUUUAUCAGGAGCCAACCAACUUUGAAAAUGUCGACACCACUAGCGAGGAGGAACAUCGUAGCAGUAAAGAAUCAGAGCUUCCAAUGCAUUCGGAUUCGGAGGCCAGUUCAAAGGAGGAUUCAGAUGUGCCCAUUCAAAGGGCUUCGGCAUUACCGCCGCAUGCCGUGUCAAGUGAGGAUGUCGAAACUUCCCCACCUGUCAGUUAUAAGAAGCGUCGAAGAGUCGCUCUGGAAGACAACAAGGACAGCGUUGAUGAGUUUGCUGAUGAUGACACGCUAGAUGUGGAAAUUAGCCGAGCGAUUCAGGAGGCCAAGAAUGCGUCUGGCAACAGUGUCGGAGCAAGUCCUCGGAGGAUUCGCGUCUUUGACGACUCCGACGAAGACUGCUGA
Hydatigera taeniaeformis is the source of this 1374-nucleotide messenger RNA. The record is from the annotation of a GenBank genome assembly. Lineage: Eukaryota; Metazoa; Platyhelminthes; Cestoda; Cyclophyllidea; Taeniidae.